GCGCGUAUGUCUUUCAAAACAACAAUGACGUACCUUGCAUUGUGAAGCGUAUGAGGGUGAAACGGUGAAGAAGCUGCAAAAAUACAGCAAACAGCAGGAUGAAGGUGGUCAACCUGAAGCAAGCCAUCCUGCAGGCAUGGAAGGAGCGGUGGAGUGACUACCAGUGGGCGAUCAACAUCAAGAAGAACUUUCCUAAGGGAGCAACAUGGGACUAUCUCAACCUCGCAGAGGCCCUGAUGGAGCAGGCGAUGAUUGGUCCCUCUCCUAACCCCCUUAUUUUGUCUUACCUGAAAUAUGCUAUAAGCUCACAGAUGGUGUCUUAUUCCAGCGUCCUCUUAGCCAUCAGCAAGUUUGAAGAUUUUUCUCGGGAGCUGUGUGUCAAUUCACUGUUGGAGAUCAUGGACAUGUUCUGCCAUCGUCUUAGCUGUCACGGGAAAGCAGAGGAAUGCAUCGGACUGUGUCGGGCUGUGCUGGGAGUGGUGAUGUGGCUGCUGCAGGGCUGCGCCUGGUAUUGUGAGAGGCUGAGAGAACUGGGCCCCUCGGUCAGCACAGAGGCCAGUCUGAGAGCCUGCCAGGAGAGGCUUCAAAGUCUGAUGAACAGCACCAAGAACAGAGCCCUGGUCCACAUUGCACGGCUGGAGGAACAAGGAUCCUGGAGCAGUGUAGAACAAGCAAUGCAGAGAGUGACAGAAGGCCUCAGCAGUGUACCCAACCAGACACUGAGGACUAAACUAGAGGAGAGCUUAUCACUAGUGAAAGGUGUUCCCCUGAUGCUGUCAGAGCAGAGUGACCCUCCGGUCCAUGCAUCCUUUCCUUCAGUCCACGCUUUCAUCAUGCUAGAAGGGACCAUGAAUUUGACAGGGGAGACACAGCCGCUAGUGGAGCAGUUGAUGAUGAUCAAGAGAAUGCAGCAAAUUCCUACUGCUCAUUUUGUCCUGGAGGUCUGGAAGGCUUGCUUCACUGGCCUCAUUGAGUCACCAGAGGGCACAGAGGAGCUCAAAUGGACUGCGUUCACAUUCCUCAAGAUCCCACAAGUUUUACUGCGACUGAAGAAGUAUCCACAAGGUGACAAAGGACAGGACUUCAUGGAGGAUGUAAAUAUUGCUUUUCAGUACUUACUCAAGCUCACUCCACUGCUGGACAAAGCUGACCAGAGAUGCAAUUGCGACUGUCUCGGCAUGCUCCUACAGGAGUGUAACAAGCUUGGUCUGCUGUCAGAGUCUAAUACAGCCACUCUCACCGCAAAACGGACCGAGGACAGGGAGUUCGCCCCAAGGCUAAAGACAGCAGAAAAUGCUAACAUCCAGCCUAACCCGGGACUUAUCCUGAGAGCUGAGCCCACUGUUACCAAUAUUCUCAAGACUGUAGAUGCAGACCACUCCAAGUCCCCUGAGGGCCUUUUAGGGGUCCUGGGACACAUGUUGUCUGGGAAGAGCCUUGAUCUCCUCCUGGCAGCAGCAGCAGCCACUGGGAAACUUAAAUCCUUUGCCCGAAAGUUUAUUAAGCUCAAUGAGUUUCCCAAGCACAUCAGUGGUGAAGGAUCCAAAUCUGCAUCAGUACGGGCCCUGCUCUUUGACAUCUCCUUCCUCAUGCUCUGCCAUGUGGUGCAGACAUACGGUUCAGAGGUGAUCCUGUCAGACCCCAGCCCUUCAGGGGAGACCCCUUUCUUUGAAACGUGGCUGCAGACAUGUAUGCCUGAAGAGGGCAAGACUCUGAACCCAGACCACCCUUGCUUCAGACCUGAGCCUGGAAAAGUGGAGAGCCUGGUGACCCUGCUGAACAACUCCUCAGAGAUGAAACUUGUUCAGGUGAAAUGGCACGAAAUUUGCCUCAGCACCCCCGCUGCCAUCUUGGAAGUACUGAAUGCGUGGGAAAAUGGCGUGCUAUCUGUGGAGGCAGUACAGAAGAUCACUGACAACAUUAAGGGAAAGGUGUGCAGUAUGGCAAUCUGUGCAGUGGCCUGGCUGGUCGCCCAUGUAAGGAUGCUGGGGCGAGACGAGAGGGAGAAACCCCAGACGAUGAUUAGACAACUUGUGACUCCGCUGUAUGGGGAGAACACGCUGCAGUUUUACAAUGAACGCGUCAUCAUCAUGAGUUCCAUCAUGGAGCACAUGUGCGCUGACAUCUUCCAACAAACGGCGGCAACUCUGCGCCCCCCGAUGGAGGGUCAGGAGCCGAUACCUUACCGCAACCUGCUGCCCGCCAAAGAGCCCAUCCACAAGGCCCUCAGCGUGCAGUUCCAGACGGUACUGCGCAAAGGCUGGGUGGACAGCCGCGCCCUACAUCUGUUUGAGAGUCUUCUCAACAUGGGAGGGGUUUUCUGGUUCACCAACAAUCUGGUCAAGGAACUGCUGAAGGAGACUCGUCAGGAGUGGGCCAAUCGGGUGGUGGAGCUGCUCUACAGCAUCUUCUGUCUGGACACUCAGCAGAUUACCCUCACCCUGCUGGGUACCAUACUGCCCAACCUGCUCACAGACUCCGCCCACUGGCACAGCCUAGCAGACCCACCUGGGAAAGCACUCGCCAAGUUGUCUGUGUGGUGCGCACUCAGCUCCUACUCUUCUCACCACAAAGGCUCGUUCUCAGCGCGUCAACGCAAAAGGCAGCGAGAAGAUAUUGAGGACUACAACAGCCUCUUUCCCCUGGAUGACACGCAACCAUCUAAACUCAUGCGCCUGCUUAGCUCCAACGAGGACGAGCCUGUAGCCCUUUCCAGUCCAGGAGACCGAUCUAUGAGCAGUUCCCUGUCUGCGUCCCAGCUCCACACCGUCAACAUGAGGGACCCUCUGAACCGAGUCCUGGCAAACCUAUUCCUCCUCAUUUCCUCCAUCCUGGGUUCCAAGAUGGCCGGACCUCACACCCAGUUCGUGCAAAGUUUCAUGGAGGAGUGUGUUGAGUCGCUGGAGCAGGGAAGUCGUGGAAGCAUCCUACAGUUCAUGCCCUUUACUAUGGUUUCUGAGCUGGUGAAGCUGCCUGCUCUGGCCAAACCUAAAGUCGUCCUGGCCAUCACUGACCUGACUCUGCCGCUUGGAAGGAGAGUAGCUGCCAAAGCUAUAUCUGCCUUAUGAACAGUGUGUAAAUUUACAUCAGUAUUAAGUUAACAUCCUGUUGGCCCAAGACUGUGUCAGAGGGUAAAAAGCUAAUAUACUUUGUUUUGUAUCUGGCAGAAUAAUAAGAAUUGUAAGGGAUUCUGUUUGUUGGAGAAUGUGUCUGUAGCCAUUUAUCUAUAAACACUGUUUUUCUACUGUUUUUUUAAUGUUCCUUUUCACACUUGUCUAAAUAAAAUUUAGACUUAAACCUA
Messenger RNA from Paralichthys olivaceus (Japanese flounder), 3301 nucleotides. RefSeq names its product mediator complex subunit 24 (gene med24). Gene Ontology annotation, molecular function: transcription coregulator activity. NCBI's taxonomy places the organism in Eukaryota, Metazoa, Chordata, Actinopteri, Pleuronectiformes, Paralichthyidae. Gene Ontology annotation, cellular component: mediator complex. The record is from RefSeq and is a predicted model, not a curated record.